This is a messenger RNA of Osmerus eperlanus (European smelt), 2001 nucleotides long. RefSeq names its product cholinergic receptor, nicotinic, gamma (gene chrng). Gene Ontology annotation, biological process: regulation of membrane potential; chemical synaptic transmission; nervous system process. Gene Ontology annotation, molecular function: acetylcholine-gated monoatomic cation-selective channel activity; transmembrane signaling receptor activity. The record is from RefSeq and is a predicted model, not a curated record. Gene Ontology annotation, cellular component: postsynaptic membrane; neuron projection; plasma membrane. NCBI's taxonomy places the organism in Eukaryota, Metazoa, Chordata, Actinopteri, Osmeriformes, Osmeridae. The coding region runs from base 1 to 1683 and encodes 560 amino acids. The transcript has 12 exons.
AUGCAGUCAGGAUCUCUGCUCUAUCUGGCUGCCUGCCUAUGGAUUCUCAUCACCUCCUCCACAUCUGCUGUAGCUGGGGUGAACCUGGAGGGGGUGCUGUUCCAGGACCUGAUGAAAGGCUACAACAAGAAUGUCCGACCCAUGGAGAAGAGUGGUGAUAUCACACAGGUCACUGUCAAGAUUACCCUCACCAACCUCAUCUCUCUGAAUGAAAAAGAGGAGGCCUUGACAACCAGCGUGUGGAUAGAGAUGAAAUGGUGUGAUUACAGGCUGAGAUGGGAUCAACCCCCUAGGUCUGAUCUCUAUGGCAACCUGACCUCUGAACUCAGAGUCCCCUCUAAGAGCAUCUGGCUGCCUGACAUCAUCUUGGAGAACAAUGUGGACGGUCAGUUUGAGGUGGCGUUGUACUGCAACGCGCUGGUGUCCCCUGACGGGUGUGUGUACUGGCUACCUCCAGCCAUCUACCGUAGCGCCUGUUCCAUCACCGUUAAUUACUUCCCCUUCGACUGGCAGAACUGCACCAUGGUCUUCCGGUCCCAGACCUACAGUGCCAACGAGAUUGAGCUGGUUCUCACCGAGGAGGAUGGCCAGUCCGUGGAGUGGGUGGUCAUCGACCCUGAGGCCUUCACAGAGAAUGGGGAGUGGGUGAUCAGGCACCGGCCAGCUAAGAAGGUGAUCAAUCCUGGCUACAGCAGAGAUGAGCUGGAGCACCAGGAAGUGGUGUUCUUCCUCAUCAUCCAGAGGAAACCCCUCUUCUACAUCAUCAACAUCCUCAUUCCCUGUGUGCUCUUCUCCUCCCUGGGGUUGCUUGUCUACUUCCUACCUGCCAAAGCUGGUGGUCAGAAGUGCACCAUGUCAAUUGCCACUCUGCUGGGCCAGACUGUCUUUCUCUUCCUCAUCGCCAAGAAGGUUCCAGAAACCUCCAAAGCAGUGCCUCUCAUCGGAAAGUAUCUGAUGUUCGUCAUGUCAGUGACCACCAUGGUGGUGAUGAACUGUGUGGUCGUUCUGAACGUGUCUCUGAGGACACCAAACACCCAUAAGAUGACAGAUAGAGUCAGGAAGAUCCUCCUCAACAUCCUGCCUCGCAUGCUGCGGAUGCAGAUGCGUCCAUGGACGCCCGCCGACGACAGCAGCCAGGAGACAGGAAGGAGGACGCGCGGCGGUGCCGGUAGCCGUGACGACGUGCUCCCCUGCCGGCGUCGCAGCUCCCUGUGCCUCAUCGCCAAGGCGGAGGAAUACGUUAUGAAGACGGCGCGGUCGGAACUCAUGUUCAGCCGACUCCGAGAGAGGAACGGCUUGAUGAAGACAGCACUGGAGAAGAUCCACGGGGGUAUGGACGAGGGGUCAGCUGAGCAUCUGGGCGCCAGCCUGGCACAAGCCUCACCACAUCUUCGGCAGUGUGUGGCCUCCUGCCAGCACAUUGCUGAGAGCGCCAAGCACGACAACGACUUCCAGAGCGAGAACGAGGAGUGGUUCCUGGUCGCCCGGGUGAUCGACAGAAUGUGUUUUAUCGUCAUGGCACUGAUGUUUUUCCUGGGGACCAUCGGGAUCUUCCUGACGGGUCAUUUCAACCAGCCGCCCUCCUCCCCUUUCCCCGGCGACCCCCGGAGGUACCUGCCUGAGACGGGGUCGGAGCCGGGUGGCAACCUGACAGCCCUCCCUGGGAACGGGCACGGAGCGUGACCUCCUGGCCUGAUGGAGGACAACAGUCGAGUCUCACACAAACCACAGAAGAGAUCUGAUCUGAUGAUGGUUGGCCGGAGAGAAGUGGGGCUCAGCCGUCGUUCACUGAGGAAGAGGUGGAGGGUGGUGGAGGAGUCUGAGGACUGCUGUGGACCUCUGCUAGGGGCCAAGGGCUGGAGUUUGUGACCAGUCACAGGAUGGCUCUGAGCUAAAAGGCGGUUCAGUGUCCACUUGUUGUACACAGCGGUCUGUAUUGAAAUAUUAGGAUCAUAAGCUGAGUUAGUCCUUGAUGAUAGUGGCUAUGUGAACGUACAGGUA